Fusarium tjaetaba is the source of this 666-nucleotide messenger RNA. RefSeq names its product 60S ribosomal L10-A protein. Gene Ontology annotation, cellular component: ribosome; cytosolic large ribosomal subunit. The transcript is spliced from 3 exons. The coding region runs from base 1 to 666 and encodes 221 amino acids. The record is from RefSeq and is a predicted model, not a curated record. Lineage: Eukaryota; Fungi; Ascomycota; Sordariomycetes; Hypocreales; Nectriaceae. Gene Ontology annotation, biological process: ribosomal large subunit assembly; translation. Gene Ontology annotation, molecular function: structural constituent of ribosome.
AUGGCGCGCCGUCCUGCUCGUUGCUACCGGUACUGCAAGAACAAGCCGUACCCCAAGUCUCGGUUCAACCGUGGUGUCCCCGACCCCAAGAUCCGAAUCUUCGAUCUUGGCCGAAAGCGCGCCAAUGUUGACGACUUCCCUCUCUGCAUUCACCUCGUCUCCAACGAGUAUGAGCAGCUGAGCUCCGAGGCCCUCGAGGCCGCCCGUAUUUGCGCCAACAAGUACCUCGUCAAGAACACCGGUAAGGAGGGUUUCCACCUCCGAGUCCGCGCUCACCCCUUCCACGUCGUCCGUAUCAACAAGAUGUUGUCUUGUGCCGGUGCCGAUAGACUGCAGACCGGUAUGCGUGGUGCUUGGGGUAAGCCCAACGGCACUGUCGCCCGUGUCAACAUUGGCCAGAUUCUCAUGAGCGUCCGCACUCGUGAUGCCAACCGUGCCAUCGCCCUUGAGGCCCUCCGACGAUCCCAGUACAAGUUCCCUGGCCGACAAAAGAUCAUUGUCUCCAAGAACUGGGGUUUCACCCCUCUCCGACGUGAGGAGUACCUCGACAAGAAGGCUGCUGGCCGUGUCAAGGUCGACGGUGCUUACGUCCAGUUCCUUUCCAACCACGGUUCUCUGGAGCGCAACAUCCGCCGCUUCCCCGAUGCCUUCAAGUCUGAGGCUUAA